This is a messenger RNA of Humulus lupulus (European hop), 1095 nucleotides long. Its product is annotated as CEN-like protein 1. NCBI's taxonomy places the organism in Eukaryota, Viridiplantae, Streptophyta, Magnoliopsida, Rosales, Cannabaceae. The transcript is spliced from 4 exons. The coding region runs from base 166 to 699 and encodes 177 amino acids. The record is from RefSeq and is a predicted model, not a curated record.
UUCUACAAAAUUCCAACUUGCCCUAGCUUAUAAAUACUCAUCGAACUAACUCUCUCUACUACUAUAAUUGAGUAUAUAUAUAGAGCUUCAUUAUAUUGUCUCUUCCUCAUCUUUAAUAUCUUCUAUAUAUAUAUUUUGUUUUUUUCACUUAUCAUCAUAUAUAUAAUGUCAAGGUCAGUCAUACAAACUUUAAGUGUGGCAAGAGUAAUAGGAGAUGUGGUAGACAAUUUUAAUCCUAGUGUAAAAAUGACUGUCAUUUAUAACCCUGAUAAACAAGUUUGUAAUGGCUACGAGUUCAUGCCUUCUAAUAUUCUGUCCAAACCUCGAGUCGAGAUUGGUGGAGAAGAUAUGAGAGCAUCUUAUACACUUAUUAUGGUAGAUCCAGAUGCUCCAAGUCCUAGUGAUCCCUACUUAAAAGAACACCUUCACUGGAUUGUCACAGACAUUCCUGGUACAACUGAUGUAUCAUUUGGAAAAGAAAUUAUGAGUUAUGAAGCUCCAAAGCCGGUGGUGGGGAUUCAUAGGUUUGUGUUCAUCUUAUUCAAGCAAAGAGGAAGACAAACUGUGAGAGCUCCAGCUGUGAGAGACUGUUUUAACACAAGGACAUUUUCAGAAGACAACAAUCUGGGCCUCCCAGUUGCUAUAGUAUACUUCAAUGCACAAAGAGAAACUGCGGCUAGAUCAAGAAGAAACAGUUAAUUAAUAAUCCGCGGCAAUGGCAUAUUAAGAAAGAGAAAAAAUAGUUUUCUUUUUCCUUGGUCAAUCUUUAAAGAGUGUCUUAAGUCAAAAUUAUCAACAUUUGAUCUUUAAAAUUCUGGUUUUAUUUAUGAUUUGGCAUUGGAGUUUUUUGUAAGAGAACUAGCUAUUAAGGGUUUGUUUGUAUCUUAUUAUCAUGUUGGAUAUGGUGUUGGAAUAACUGUAGUGUGCUUUUAUACUUUACUAGGUUUUGGGACAGACCGGAUCCCAUCUCUUUGGCGAUAGAAGUAUUCUAUAAAGCACUAGAUCAGCUAUGUUCACUUUUAUGGAAAAUGUGCCAUGCAAUUAGAUAUGAAUUAUAUUAUAACUCAAGUGUGUGACGUACAUUAUCAUUACUCA